GCCACUAAAGUAAUUUUAUUACCAUUUUCAGCCAUUGAAGCUAAAACCAAAAGAAAUCACAAAAAGCAAACAUUACAGAUAGCUAUAUAUACAAAAAAAUAGUACUCCGUAAUUGUUUAGUAGUAACAUAUUAGUAUAUGAUUCUUUUUCCUUUGGAAUAUUGAAAUUACAAUUGGAGAUGGAGGAGGAGAAAAAGGUGAAAAGUUUGAAGAGGAAGAGAAUGACUGGGCAAAGCUUUAGAAAGUGGGUAAUACAACAAGCACAACGAAGAAAGUGCUCUGAAAAUGCUAAUAAAAAGGAGGAUCACGUGUCUGAAGAAGAACACCAUGUGACUGAAAGUAACCGUCUCAACGAAGAAGAAACCAUAAAAUAUGCACACAGGGUGGAUGAUCAAAGAGAAAAACACGCUUGUCCAUCAGAGAAAAAUGACAAAAAGGACAUUGAGCCUUUUAGAUCAGAGCUUAGAGUUGACAGGACUGCGAAUUGCAAGGGCUCCAAACAGGAUGAUAAGAUUGAAGGUGAAUCUAAGGACUGUUUAAUCUGCAAGCAGGAGGGAAAUCUAUUAUCCUGUGCUGGACAAGGAUGCAAAAGGAGCUUCCAUCUUUCUUGUGUUGACCCCCCUCUGUCCUAUUUUCCACCUGGACCAUGGCACUGUUAUUGGUGUGUUAGAAGGAAGUUGAAACUAGGUGUUCAUUCUGUGUCUGAAGGAGUAGAUUCCCUUUUGGAUGUCAGAGAGUGUAAUUUGGGUAAUGAAGUUAUGCAAAAGCGGGAGUAUUUAGUAAAGUACAAAGGUCUUGCUCAUGUUCAUAAUCGCUGGAUUACAGAGAAGCAGCUGCUUCUUGAGGCUCCAGCAGCCCUUAGAAGAUUCAAGAAAAAAAACAAGAGUGUAAGUUGGAAAACUGAAUGGAGUCUUCCCCAUCGUUUACUAGACAAGAGGUUGAUAGCAGUUACAGAUCACAACAACACUCACGUGCAUGGGAUUGAUGAAAAUGAUGCAGAUUGCCAUUAUGAGUGGCUUGUGAAAUGGACAGGUCUGGGCUACAGUCAUGCCACAUGGGAAGUGGAGAAUGCUUCAUUUCUAAGGUCGCUUGAGGCGGUCAAACUCAUGACUAAUUAUGAAAUCCGACAUCAGCAGGCUACGAAAGAGUUGCAUCCUUUGACGGAAGAUGAGAAAAGGAAAGCCGACUAUCAAGAACUGCCGAGACCUCUAUUUGGAAGCGCUCCUCAGGUCCAUAAUCAUCUUACUUAUAUCAACACUCUUCGUAAAUAUUGGCAGAAGGGUCAGAGUGCUGUCGUCAUUGAUGACCAGGAGCGGAUUUUGAAGGUGGUCUUAUUUCUAUUAUCCUUGCCCAAGGAUAUUGGUUUGCCUUUUCUCAUAAUCACAACUUCUGCUGAACUUCCUCUUUGGGAAGCUGAGUUCUUACAUUGGGCAUUUUCUGCUAACAUUGUUGUGUACAAAGGUAAUAAAGAUAUACGAGCAAUUAUAAGGACACUCGAGUUUCACAACAAACAAGGUGCCAUUAUGUUUCAGGUUCUUCUGUCACCUUAUGAUGCUAUUGUUGAGGAUCUUGAAAUGCUUCAGCCAAUAAGCUGGGGAGCAGUAAUUAUAGAUCAGUGCCAGGGUUCUGCCAUGUCAAUGCUUCUCUCACAAAUUAAAGUGCUUGUUUCUGAUAUGAGAUUGCUUAUUUUCCGUCAACUAGAGGGUAGAUGUGAUAGAGGGUUCAAUCACAGUAAUGUUCUCUCUUUACUUUAUCCUGAGUAUGACAAGGCCGACAAUGAUCUGUCGUACACUGAUCCCAACAUAGACCUAACUGAAUUCAAGGAAAGGUUAAAGCGCUUUGUUGCAUAUGAGUGCAACUCCUCCACAUCCAAGUUCAUUGAGUACUGGGUUCCAGUCAAACUCUCCAAUGAACAAAUUGAGCAAUACUGCAAUUGCCUCUCUUCGAAUUCAGCUUUGCUUUGCUCACGUUGGAAGAAUGACUCACCAAAUUCCCUCCACAACAUACUUGUAUCUACCAGGAAGUGUUGUGAUCACCCUUAUCUCGAAGACCGGUCUCUGCGAGACAUAGUUCUAGAAGGAAUUCCUGUAGAUCAGCACUUUGAUGCUGAAAUUAAACUAAGUGGAAAAUUGGAAUUCCUCUAUAAGAUUCUUCGUGAGAUCAAACAGCAAGGACAAAGAGUACUCAUUCUUUUUCGGUCUCUUGGUGGCUCGGGGGUUAUUUCCAUCGGGGACAUCUUGGAUGAUUUUAUUCAUCGAAAAUUUGGUGAGGAUUCUUAUACACGCAUUAGUGGGGAAUUCAGUCGUAAAUUGAAGCAAGCUACCUUGAACAAGUUCAACAAUGAGGGAAGUGGGAAAUUUGCUUGUUUGAUGGAGACUCGUGUUUGUGCUCCUAGUGUCAAGCUUUCGAGAAUAGAUACAAUUAUUUUGUUUAACAGUGACUGGGACCCAACAAAUGAUUUAAGAUCCCUGCAGAAGAUUGCAAUUUAUUCAAAAUUGGAGCAAAUAAAGGUACUCCGUCUAUAUUCAUAUUUUACUGUUGAAGAGAAAGCACUCAUUCUUGCAAAGCAAGGUAUGACAAUUGACAGCAACAUAGAGAAUAUAAAACAAUUCCAUGAGCUGCUAACUUGGGGUGCCUCUUUUCUUUUCAAAAUGCUUGAUUGUUUCCAUGUACAAUCUUCACAAUCAAAAAGAUCGUCUGACAUUGCUGCUUUAGAUGAUGUCUUUGCUGAAUUGUUAGGCCUGAUAUCUAGUAAUAGUGAGAACAGUGAUUAUAACAGCUGUUCAAAGAUAUUGAAAGUGCAGCAGAAUGGAGGGACUUAUCCAAGAAACAUAUCUCUACUUGGUGAAGUGGAAAUGCAACUGAUGGAUGAUUCUUCUUUUGUGAGAGGAAUGACGAAUGAAUUUCCCAACGUUUUCUGGACAAGUCUGUUACAUGGAACGGUUCGUAGGUGGAAACACUUGCCUAGACUAUCACAAGGGAUUAGAAGGAAAGUUAGACCCCGGGUUGAUUUGUGUCAGCCAUCCGAAAGGGAACAAGUUUCUGAAAAGAAAGGCAGGAAAGAGGGCAAUAAAGUUCAUCUUACUCCAGAACCCAAGUUAAGGACGAAAAGGAAAUUGCAUGUCCAGGGAAAGAGACUCAAACUUGGGAUGUCUCAUCUUUCUGCUGGUAAUAAGUAUAAAUGCAGGCGUCUUGUGACUAAUCCCAGUCUGCAGUGCGAUAUUGACCGGCAAGGUAGAGCAGCUAUUGACAAGGUUCAGUCCCGAGUUGGCUUAACCAUGACUGAUCAGCAUCGAAAAGAAAGUAUUUCCAUGAAAUCAAAUCAGCUGCCAGAUUCCAAUUUGCCCGCCUCUACUGGCCGUGAUCAAGCUCAUGCAUUUGUGCCCAUUGACAAUCACCAGAGCCAUAGGAAUUGUAUUGAUUCUUCCAGUCACCAGGUUUUAGAUUUCAUGGACCUUCAGCCAGAGGAGUUGAAUUUUCCAAUAGACUCUUCUAUUCAGUGGUCUACAGGAAAUUUGCUACUGCAACAACAUACGAGUACAGGUGCAGGAAACGAUGCGAGUAUGAGAAGCAGAAACAGCCAGGAAUAUCAAUGUCGUCCUGAUGCCUCUCCAGACGCAUCUGAGCUGCUUCAAUCCCCUUGCCCAUACCCACUUCAAAUGGAGAUGGAGAGGAUACUAAAGGAGAGAGAACAAACUACAAAAUUGCAUGAAAAUCUGAAUUUGCUCCUGAUAUCUGAAUAUGAAAAAGAGCUAGAUGCGAUAAAGAAGAAGUAUGAUUUGCUGUUUGAGAUUGCUGACACAGAAUUAGUUCAAAAGCACAAAGACCUUGAUACACUCUACAACAAAGUGCAUAUGAACAAGUUACUAGCUGAAGCCAUGACCCAGAUACAAAAUACUGCUUGGUCACUAGAGAUGACAGAAGGAACUGGACAAUCAUCACCAAGCAGACCUAGUAGAGUCCCGGCAGUGACUGCUGCAUCAACACAACCAGCAAGUCAAUCAUCAAAUAUUCUAAACUAUCCAAGUUUAGUUUCUGAACCUGUCAACUCAGAGCAACGAGCUGCGGACCAUCAAAUAUCCUCUCAGAAUUUUUCAAUGGCUGUCAUUCCAUCUCAAAAUGCUGAAUUGCCUAUAGUGACAGAGUCAGCUGCAGUUCCGCCAACAAGUGCAAGGGUCACCCUGCAAACGACAACCUCUGCUAAUCUGCCGAUAAGUGGUUCACCUAUGACCCCAACACGAAACUUGCAGCCUGUCAUCCUCACACCAUUUUUAUCGACUAGUGUUCCAAGUCAACUCUCGAUCCAAACUUUUAGUUAUGCGGCGAGCCCUGCAACAAGCUGUGUACUAAGGGCACCAGCUCCACAUCUGAGACAUUUUAGACCACUGCCAACAAUGAAUUCUUGGAAUUCCAGCCUGUUGCAGUGGUGACACUGCAUUUUAGUCACCUGGUUUACAGAUUUGGUGAAUCACAAUACUUAGGUUAUCACAGACAAUAUGUUUGGUCAUUUUGCUCUCUCUCUCUCUAUAUGUAUAUAUAUAUAGUGUUACUAGGUUUUUGGUUGAUCUCUAGAAUGGUAGUUUGUCAAAUUUCUAGGAACCCCUGACACCGGAUAACGUUUUCUUUUAGGUUUUAAACUUAGUUGCCUGAGUCCAUUUGUUGCAUAUAGCACUAUACAUGUAAAGUUUUGGCCUUCACCCUUUUGUUUCAAAAGUUAAUAGCUUCAUGCCUAUUGAAUAUUUGGUCUAACAGGCAUGAAAUUGCAUGUUUUGUACAGAAUUUUGCUGAAAUACUGUCAGAGAAAAGCAU
Molecule: messenger RNA, 4808 nt
Organism: Nicotiana tabacum (common tobacco)
Lineage: Eukaryota; Viridiplantae; Streptophyta; Magnoliopsida; Solanales; Solanaceae
Biological process (GO): chromatin remodeling
Cellular component (GO): nucleus; chromatin
Molecular function (GO): ATP binding; histone binding; DNA binding
Source: RefSeq, a predicted model, not a curated record